CACCACAGCGCGCAUCAGCACCUUUGUGAAACAAAGAGGGCUGCAAUGACGUGGGAGAGAGUGAUCCAUCGAGAGAGCAUUUUCUGAAGGCAUGAUUUUAAUUGCUAGGCCGAACUUGAUCAUUGUAUAUAAACCCUUCGGCCUCUAAGACAUUUCGACAAGAAGCACAUUGCAACUCAAAUUGUCUUUUGUUGCUAUCCUUCUCAUCUCUAUCGAUCUGACAUCAUGGAUGGGAAGAAAUUAGAGUACAGGGGUGAGGAGGCAUUAAAGGAUAUUGAGAGACUCACGACGAAGGCGGAUGAAGUUCAAAAGAACAUCUUGAAAGAGAUCUUAACUCGAAAUAGGGAAACCGAGUAUCUCGCUAAGUAUAUGAAAGGAUCAAAAGAUAUAUUAGAGUUCAAGCGUAGCGUCCCGAUCAUUACUUACAUGGGUAUUCGCCCAUAUAUCCAAAGAAUUGCUAAUGGUGAAGACUCCUCUCUCAUUACUGGACACCCUAUAACUGAGAUGCUAUGCAGUUCCGGGACUUCAGCUGGAGAACCCAAGAUGAUGCCCUCAAUCGCAGAAGAUCUUAACCGGCGAACAUUUUUAUAUAAUCUAAUCAUGCCCAUCAUGAAUCAGUGUGUCCCUGGUCUUGACGAGGGCAAGGCCAUGUAUCUCUACUUUAUCAAGGCAGAAACGUCAACUCCUUGUGGUUUACCAGCACGGGCUGUGCUCACCAGCUACUACAAGAGCAAGCACUUCAAGGGCCGAGCACGCGACUCUUUCAACGAUUACACGAGCCCAGACCAAGCCAUCCUGUGCAACGACAGCAACCAAAGCAUGUAUUGCCAACUGCUAGCGGGUCUAAUCCACCGCCACCAAGUCCUAAGGCUAGGGGCCGUUUUUGCCUCGGCGUUUCUCCGAGCCAUCUCAUUCCUUGAACGCAACUGGGUUCGUCUCUGUAAUGACAUCCGCACUGGACAACUAGAUCCCGCCAUCACAGACCCUAAUUGCCUUUCAUGUAUGUCGAGCAUGCUUUCAACACCAAACCCACAUCUUGCGGACGAGAUAGAGCGCAUUUGCAGCCGCUCAUCGUGGAAGGGAGUUUUGUCCCACCUUUGGCCUAGAGCUAAAUACAUCGAGGCAGUUGUGACUGGCUCUAUGGCACAAUACAUACCAUCCUUAGGGUAUUACAGCGACUGGAAAUUGCCGUUGGUGUCCACCAUGUAUGCUUCGUCAGAAUGUUACUUUGGGGUCAACUUGAAGCCCUUGUGUGACCCUGCUGACGUGGCAUUUACCCUCAUGCCAAACAUGGGUUAUUUUGAAUUUAUACCUUUGGGAGAGAAUGGGACGAUGUUAAUGACCGUAGGGGAAGAAGAGGAGGUGCCUAAUGAUAAGGUUCUCGACCUGGUGCAGGUUAGGCUUGGCUGUUACUAUGAAUUGGUGGUCACUACCUUUGCAGGACUAUAUCGUUAUCGUAUUGGUGACGUGCUCCAAGUGACGGGAUUCCACAAUCGAGCCCCACAAUUCCGAUUCAUUUGUCGGAGAAAUGUCCUUCUCAGCAUCGACAACGACAAAACCAACGAAGAAGAUUUGCACAAGAGCAUCACUGUGGCGAAGAAAUUGCUAGAACCAUACAAUGCCCUACUCGUGGAGUACACUAGCUAUGCGGAUACAUCAACUUUUCCUGGACAUUAUGUAUUGUAUUGGGAAAUAAUUCAACUCGUUCAAGGAUCAAAGCCAGAUGAUGAUCAUGACGGCCAGCUGGCCGCGGCUACUCAUGCAGUACUACUACUUGAUCAUCACGACGAGGUGCUCCAAGAAUGUUGCAUUGCUGUGGAAGAAGAGCUUGAUUACAUAUACCGAAGAUGCCGUGCAUACGAUAAGUGUGUAGGGCCCCUUGAGAUUCGAGUGGUGGCGCCGGGAACUUUUGAGAAAUUGAUGGACUUGUUCAUCGACCAAGGGGGCUCGAUCAACCAAUAUAAAACACCUAGGUGCAUCAAAUCUCAAGCAGCUCUUAAAUUGCUUAAUUCUCAUGUCAAGGCAUCUUUCUUUAGUCCUCGGGAUCCAAAGUGGUUUCCUUGAUUAAAAUGUCAUACCAAACAAGACUUGUAUAACCUUGUUGGUAAUGAUCAUGAUCGAUCUACGCUCCAUUAAUUAUGUA
Juglans regia (Persian walnut) is the source of this 2143-nucleotide messenger RNA. Its product is annotated as putative indole-3-acetic acid-amido synthetase GH3.9. NCBI's taxonomy places the organism in Eukaryota, Viridiplantae, Streptophyta, Magnoliopsida, Fagales, Juglandaceae. The coding region runs from base 226 to 2064 and encodes 612 amino acids. Gene Ontology annotation, molecular function: acid-amino acid ligase activity. Gene Ontology annotation, cellular component: cytoplasm. The record is from RefSeq and is a predicted model, not a curated record. The transcript has 4 exons.